AGUUCCUUAUUGAGUUAGUAUAUCAGAGGCCGUGUGCCUGCCUUCCUCUUUCACUCUGCCUCUCUGGCAGACAAACUAACAUAUCAGGAGGAACCGGACAGACCACAGCUUCAGGUAAGCGUGAAAGAGUUCAGUGUUUUUAGAAACAGAUUAAAGGGGUGGGAAGCUUAUCUUUUAUUAAUCAUGCGUUUUUUGUUUUUUUUUCACAACAGAUGUAACUUUAUCAGUAAACAGAGAAAUGUGUAAGGAAACAAAAAAACAUCUCAUUUGUUGUGUCUGAACAUGUUUGCAACAGAAGGUGAUUUCAGACCUCUCUGAAAGUGAUCCCAUGAUUCUGAUUUGUUGAGUAGAUUUCUGCUCCUGUAGCUGUACGUUUUGAAAAGUCGUGUUUCUGUAGUCAAAAGUUGUGAGGGAUUUUUGUUAUUGUACAAAAGAAAUUAUAAGAAAGACAAGAGGUACACCAUGAUGAGCAACUGUGUUCAGAGACUCCAAAGCACUUUAGAAAGAUUUAUGCAACUUUAUUUGUUAAAAUGUAGGAUCAGACCAAAAUUAAGUACCAUUGCCUGAAUUCUGAGUCAGACAUGAUUUCAGUAGUGACCAGAAUCUCUUACACCUUUAUACUAAAGUUUAACAAGAGCCAGAGAUUUGGAAAACUUUUCACCAAGUCACAUGUCUUAAACUCUUUUUUUUUUUUUUUUUUUUUUUUAGCCGACUCGUACCACUGAUUCUGUUUAUGUAUGUUUGUUUGAUGAUUGAUAGAGCUCAUAAUCAUGGAAAAGCAGCUUGUGACUGACAUUAGCCUACAUCUGCUGACACUGGACUGCUUCAUACAUAUCUUUACACACAAUGACGUGACUUCCCCAGAGAGAAAUUUGAGUAUCCACGAUAUGAGGGAUUUUUACACUGAUUCAAAAUGGACUAAAUGUGCCUUAAAUCUCCGCCUAAUUUAAUUGUGUGGUCAUGUGGUUCGCUCCUAACAGACAGCUCUUUCACUGUCAGAGGACUCCCUGACUCAGGCUGCGGUGGUGAGGGUAUUUAGGUACAGUUCCUGGUACUCUAGAGUUCACGUUAACUGAAACACACAGUUUUAGGAGAGAAUUACAAUCAUUUUGAUCCACUGCAGAUAUAGUUACAGACUACUACCACUUACAACAGUAUUUUUACCUUUACCAAAGAGAAGUAUGUUGAAGUGUACUUCAAGUAUACCGUGUUUAAACUAAGUAUGCUUUCAGUUUACUUUUUAUGCACUUUUCAGAGAUAUACUUAACGGCGUUAAUGUUAAGUGUACUUGGCUUAUACUCAGUAUGUAUUUGUGCCUUAGAUUUAAGUAUCUGCGGCUUGUACUGCUUAUCUAUCUAAGAGAUCUUAUCUAAGAGUAUACACCUAUAUAGUAUACUCUUUAAAAGAUCAGCGAUAUAAGCUAAGUAUAUAAAGAUAUAUACUACUAUUGAAAUAAUAGCAUACCUUAAAGGUAACUUUAAAUGUACUUUGAGCGAGUGCACAGAAAAAAUGUAGUAUGCUUUAAAGUGCAAUUUUACAAACUUAAGGGUGACUAGAAGUUUAUUACUUGUAAACUAAUGAUAUACCAAGAAGUUUACUUUUACGUAUGCUUCAAAUAUACGUUCAUGAACUAAAAUUGAGCCAAUUUAGUUCCAAGAAGUUUACUUGUAAGUACACUGCUAGUAUAUUUGUAUCAGUGUACAAAGUUUACUUCAUCCACUGAUACAUAAGUAUACUAAAAUGAACUUAAGUAUACUUCAUAAAAUGUCCUUAAAGUAUACUUUUGUUGGUAGGGGUGCAGUAAUCCACUAAUCAGGAUUGGGUUUGAUGUUUACAGUGAAAACAAUAAAUAAACUUCAAAUUUUGAAGUGAAGUUUUUCACAUUUGUUUACUAAAAAAGAAAACCCAUUUCAGUCCUCUGUAAGAAUUGUCAGCUGAUGUCAAAAAGAGGGUUUUAUUUUCUAUCAUCCGUCCCCACUAGCAGGGUAGUUUAUAACACACGCUGCGGUGUGCAACAAAUCGCCAGAAGAUGCAAAGACAGAGACCACACCAUGUGAUCUGCAUCUGAGCUGUAAUGUUAUAAAAUAACAAUACGCAAUCAUGCUGAUCUGUCUGUGCAUGUGGGUGUGACCACAAUCAACAUCUGCUUUCACUUUGACUCAGAAGUAUGUGAAAAUGUUUUCAGAUGCAUACACUAGAAUAAUGAGCACAGUACAGAUUUAUUUAAACAACCUAGCUGUGUAAAUGACAAAGGUUUGAUCAUGGUAUUGAAUUAGAUCUCAGAGCGGUACCACAUAAGUCAAAGUGUGCAUUAUUAUGGUGUUCAUGGUGUCGUACUGAGUUAGGCAGUGUGCAGUAAAAAUGCUGUUUUGAGUAUUUAAUGAGUCAUGCAUUAGUGGUAGUAGUCUAUAAUUUUAACUGAUUAAUUACAGUUUUUAUCAUCACAUAAUUCAUAUUUGAGAAUAAUUGGACAUGACAUUAUUUGUCACCUCGAGAUGUUUUUUUUUUUAGAAUCUUUUUAAAUGAUAGCAGUCACCCCCGCCAGUCUGUUAUUUUACACUGUGAGCAUCCUGAAACAUCAUUAAAUCUAACCAAAUGUAAAUAGGAGGAUGUAAGGAGAUGCUUGUAACCAUUUUUGUGUUUAAACCCACACCUGUCAAUCAACAUUUAGCUUGCUGUAUCAGCAUAGGAGUUUGAUUGUACAUGAAAAACAACUUAUUGUAAAGUCUAAUUUUCUCUAUACUAUUGUUGUCAAUCACUAUUAUUUUUAUUCUUUUUUAUCAUGUUAUCUUGUGCUUUUGUACUUUAAAUUGUAAUAUCAAUAUUAGGCUAUUAUAGGUGGAAGCUUCAAAUAAGUCCACUGUGGUUAUUUGCCUCUCCCUGCACUGUUUCAUAAAAUGGAAAUGGAAAAAAUAAAUCUAUAAUAAAUUCAAUAUAAUUCAUGUGGUUUUAUCAACAAAAGUAUAAAUAAAAAAACAGAAUAUUUAUACUCUAUAGACACCUGUCCCAGCCUCAAAAAUCCACAUGUGGGAUUGGGUAAGGGGGUGGGUAAACACUGGCAUGAUCAUGGGACCCCUGUGUUAUCCCUGGAAUCCCCUCACCCAUAAAUGUAUGAAGUAGUAAGUCUGACUAACCUGUGCUUUAUAUCUUCAAACAGUCAAGAUGUUUUUGUGCUGCUUUCUGGCUUUGGUGGCUUUAAUCCCGUCAAGUUUCAGCACCAAUCCUGGAGUGGUGGUCAAGCUAACAGAGAAAGGUCUUGAAUAUGGUAAGUUGCAGGUUUUUCUUAGUUGAAAAGCAUCAUUGUUUUUAUUUUUUAUUUUUUUUUUUCCCCAGAGUUUCAUAAACACAAUCUCUUACCUUUUAGGCAGACAACUGGGAGUAGCUUCAAUCCAGCAAAAGCUGAAAACCAUCACAGUUCCGGAUAUUUCAGGAGCUGAGAAGGUGCCCCCCAUCGGCAAGGUCCAGUACAGCUUGUCAAAGUAGGGCGACUACCAAUCCUCCCACCUCUGUCAGAAACAAGUUUUUCUCUGUGACCUUUCCUAAGACACGUGUCGUUUCUUUUAGCAUGAAAAUAAGGGAUGUUGGAUUACCACAGUUUGAGGUGGAUCUGGUGCCAGGGACUGGUGUCAGACUGGCCAUUAGCAAUGCCUUUAUCAGUAUGGAUGGAGACUGGAGGGUCAAGUACCUCAAAUUUAUGUAAGUUGACCUGAAUGUAGAGCUGCUUUUUCCUGCGAUACCCAUAACACAACAGUGACCUUCUGUCUUUAAGGAAGGACCAUGGCUCUUUUGAUUUAACCGUAAAAGGACUCACUGUCAUCACAAGUAUUGCUAUCAAGAGUGAUGAGACAGGCCGGCCAUCAGUCUCUAACAUCAACUGUGCAGCCUCGGUCAGCAGCACCAGCAUCAAAUUUCACGGUGGAGCAAGGUGAAGUGACCCUCCUCCGCACUUUAUUUGAGGGAGUAGAUUCUGACUUCUCAGUCUUAUCUGACGUGUUUGAUUCACUGCAGACUUCUCUCAUUCCUGUGGUUCCUUUUUUAUUUCAGCUGGCUGUACAAUCUCUUCACCACAUUCAUUGAAAAGGGUUUGCGAAAUGCUCUGCAGAAACAGGUGAGAGCAAACCAGCCUUGGACAAUGUGUUUUAAUCUGUCCUUCUGUUAUCUUGAGUUAUUCUUAGUCAUCCUGCAGCUGGGUGUAACAAAAUGUUCCAGGUUUAAGAAUCUGGGGGAGCCAUGGGGGAGAUAUUCACGCGCCGUGAUUCUUACCCAAAACACUCUUGUUCAAACCUGCAACAACACCUGAAAUACGUGACUGGUAGUAGUCCUUGCAUAAAAGAACAAAUCAACAACUGGCAAAUGAAAACUGCAGCUUUUUCAUUUUGCUUUCAAGGAUACGUGUGUUUACAUUCACCUCUUUUAGAUAAAUGUAUAAAACUCAUUGUGGCGGGUGGUGCCUUUGCGCCCUCUACUGUCCUUCUGCAACUGGUUAAAAUUCAAACAGUUCAUUGGUAUUAAAAGUGAAAGUAUUUUCCACGUGACAAUAAUCACACUGGUAUUUAGAGUCAUUAUACAUCAGUUACAUCAGUGUUAAAGUUGUAUUGUUGUUGUGCAUACUUACAGUAUGAUUGUAAAGACGUUUCACCAGCUAAAUUCAGGAGUCACAAGCUGAUCAAUGGGGCUAAACUGAACUUUUUAGUCUUGUUUGUACACUGUAAACGUACAUGCUGCCAACAUCUCAAAUACAUCAGAAAUGUGGAAGAUGUCCAAACUCCACUGGAGGCCUCUGGUCUUAUCUCGAACAGUACAUGUUGUAUUCUUUGAGCUAAUAACACAAAGUUUCUAAAGUUUCUAAAGUAUGCUAUUCUGUGGAGUAGCUUAUGACAGGUCGGUGUAAAAUAUUCAUUACGUCCACCCGAAGCAAGGUGUGUAAUGUAGUAGAAAAAUAACAAAUCAACCAGUUUAUAAGAAGCUCACGGGUGGAUUUCAGUGACUUAGUUUGAUUAAAGAUUCUGACAUGGACUCAAAAUAUUCAGUUAUAAACUUCUCUGUGUAAUGUUCUCAAUUAUUUUCUCAUUGUUGAAAUUCCUCAGGGGAUUUAUAUCCAUAAUUCAUGAGUGUAAAGACUGUUAUUCUCCUGAUCACUUCCUCUCUUGAAGGCGUCUGUUUCUUGAUGUUGCAGAUCUGCCCUCUGGUGGCUGAUGCUGUGUCUGACUUGAAUCCUAAAUUGAAAACUCUGAAUGGUAAAAAUAAUAAUAAUAACUGUAAUCUUUUGAUAUUUUACUGAUGCAGAGUUUAUGACAGGCUUUUUCAAUGUCUUGCAGUCUUGGCUAAAGUAGACCAGUAUGCAGAGAUUGAAUAUUCCAUGGUGUCAUCGCCCACAGUGUCAAAGUCGUCGAUAGACUUCAGCUUGAAGGUAAACAGAAUUAUGCAGCACAUACUCUGACCCUUAGGGAGUGGUCAGCUAUAGUGAUGUGACAGCCUCUCUGUUUGGGGUGUUUUUUUCUCUCUCUCUCUCAUUUAGGGUGAGUUUUACAACAUCGCCAUGCAUCAGGAGCCUCCAUUCGCCCCCUCUGCUUUUUCUCUGCCUCCUGAAGUCAGCAACAUGUUAUACAUCGGUGUGUCUACCUUCACUGCCAACUCUGCAGCUUUUGUCUACAACAAAGCAGGAGUCCUCAGUCUCUACAUCACAGAUGACAUGGUUAGAGGCCUCCUCAUGAUUCCUCGUUUUUGCUGUGUUCAUAAUGCUGCACCGAUCUUUUGACAUGUCUGACUCUGUUACAACAGGUCCCCAAAAGCUCUCCCAUCAGACUCAACACCAGGACAUUUGGAGCGUUCGUCCCUCAGGUAGCUACAUACAUUUUCAUGUCCACAUUAUAAGAAGCAUUAUCAGUUUGUCAGCUAUAUGUCUGUGUGUUUUCAGAUUGCCAAAAGCUUCCCAGGUCUGUUGAUGAAACUGCUGGUAAAGACUGUAAAAAGUCCUGUCAUCACUUUUGAACCCAACAACGCCACUAUUCAGACCGCCGGCACAGUCACAGCCUACGCCAUCCAACCCAACGCCACACUCACCCCCCUCUUCGUUCUUAACCUGGUGGGUGAUACAGCUGGCAUGAUGAAAACCUGUGUGUGCGUGUGUGUGUGUUUAAUAAAGAGCACUAAAACUGUCAUACUGCCAUACUGUCUCUACAGGACAGCAGUGUCAGCGCCAAAGUGUUCGUGAGUGGAAUGAGCAUCGCUGGAUCUGUCACCCUAAACAAGUGAGUUACUAAAAAAAAUCACUGCGUGCUUCAGAAGAGAAAAACGGGGCCAAAAGGUCUUUGUAAAGAUGAGCGUCACAGAAUAAUUCCCUCUAAUUUGCACAGGAUGGACCUGACUCUGGGGACCAGUUAUGUUGGAGACUUUCAGGUGAGAGCUGCAGUCUAACAUGAGUCACAGAGUGAAUCAUCAUAACAGAGCGUACACACUUACUCUGACCUCUGACCUGCAGGUUAGGCCCCUCGACAACAUCUUCCAAAUGGUCCUCAAGGUGGUAGUGAUACCUAAACUGAACGGUGAGUUCUGGAUUUCCAGUAAAUACAGUUUAUGAACAGUUAUCUUAAGGGUUAGCUUUAGACUCUCGUCGAUUUUUGAGUUAACUAGUUUUACUUGAGCAGAAUUACACCUUGAUUUGAAACAGCCAGAAUGGAAUUGUUUGAAGUCUGUUUGGAGUCGACUGUUAUUCCACUACUACUAUCCACACCACGAAAUGUAUGAAGGCACUGGCGGUGUUGUAUUUUCUCCAGAAAUGUCCAUGUUUGGGUUUUGUUUGACAAGGAAAAUGUGAAUCAUUUCAAAAAUGUUUGAAAGAUGGUUAGGGCCACAAGAAGAAAAAAAUAUAAUUAUAAGAGGGAGAUUUUUUAAAUUUCCAUUUCAAGAUUAAAGUCGAAGUUUCCAGAUUAAAGUUGAAAUUUAAAAAAGUCGAAAUUUCUUCUUUAUUCAUGUUGACUUUAAUCUUUACAUUUUAAUUUUUGUAAUUUCGACAUUUCAACAUUUUGUAAUCGUGAAAUUUCAACUUUAUUUAAAAUUUUUCAGUUCGAAAUUUCGAUAUUAUUCACAACACUUUGUAAUCAUGAAUUUGACUUUAAUCUCAAAAUUUUGACUUCAUUGACAUGAUUUCAAUAUUUAAUCCCGAAAUUUCGAUUUGACAUAAUUUCGAUUUUUUUAAUCUCGAAAUUUUGACUUUAAUUUCCUUCCUGCAAUUAUUUUUUUUUCUCUUCAUGUGGCACUAAUUAUUUUUCGUAAAAAUGGGACCAUGUCACUAUAUCACAAUAAUUUUUGUUGUAUUUUAUGUCACGGGUUUCACCUACACAUUUGAAUUUUGCAUCAUAGCUAAACUUGCAAAGGGGUACCCACUCCCUACACUUGGAAAAAUGAAGCUUGUGAACGCCCAGCUUCAGGUCCUGAAGGUCAGAGACUCAAUGUUUUCUAUCAAAUUGCAUGUUUGUUUUUUUAACAAGCCACAUUCAUUUUACUGCAGUAGUGUGAAACAUAGAGACGCAUGUUUCUACUGACUGCUGGUUCUGCUCAUUCUGUUUCUCCAGGACUACAUGCUGAUUGGUACGGAUGUUCAGUUCACUGGUUGAAAUACAUUCCUGGACACUCCCUGGAUUCUGCACCAGGCCACCAUAAAGACUCGAUGACGGUCAAACUAAAACAACCUGACAUAAAAUAUUUAAAGAAAUGCAAUCAAGUACAAACCUCAUUCACCUCCCCCAGGGGAAAUAUGUCUGUUUCUGUUUGGUAACAAACUCAAACUGCUUUUUCAAUACGGAUGGGGGAGGUGGCACUAACUUUUCUCUCAUAGCAGAUGUGUCAUAAUAGGACGCUCAGUGAGCACCAGGGCUCUGUUUGUCCCCAACUAUCAUUUAUUUUUUUUGCAAUAACUUUCUCCUUCAAAAGUAGAUCACAGCAAUUUCCACUGCUGCCCUGUGUUAAAUUCUUCCUCAAAGUUUAUGACUCUGUAACCAAGAGAGCAAUUGUACUGUGUUGAUUCAUUAAGUUUUUACUGCAGUUUGAAAAGUCCAAGGAAAAGAAUGAAGACAUCAAUCAAUCCAGACCACUUUAGGAAAGACUCAUUAAACACAGCAGAUUGUAUCAAAUAUUUACUAUCAUCCAAAUAUAUUAACAAUAACAAUAACACUCUUUACAGUUGUCUAAUCAGGCUGUGGAACUAAAUGUUCAGGAGGACCAUCCUCCCUCAGUGUGUCUUAAAGUCCUUUAAUAGAGGACGGCAGUGUACAAGUUUGUUUUCUUGGUGUCAGCUGUGUCAAUCAGGUCUUAGUCAUGGUUUUAUCUGAGGACAACUCUUCAUAAAGCUGGCUGCCAGGGAGAGUCCCACUGUGCUUCAUCGUGCUUCCCAGCGUGCUGUGGCUGAGGGCUCGACCUCUCAGGCUCUGGGAGGUGGCAGACAGUAUCUACAAUACAGAAAAAAAAACAGAAAGCAUUGGAUCAUAAAUACUCUUGAAAAAAUGUUCUCCCAAAUCCAAUCUCUUUUUAAAAACAUAUAUUUGAAACAAAAUUUGACCAUUUCUGGAUUUUUUUUAAAGAUUUUGUAUUGAAUAAAAAGUAUUUUAUGUGAUUGAGAA
This is a messenger RNA of Xyrichtys novacula (pearly razorfish), 8618 nucleotides long. The record is from the annotation of a GenBank genome assembly. NCBI's taxonomy places the organism in Eukaryota, Metazoa, Chordata, Actinopteri, Labriformes, Labridae.